AAGGAAGUAACUUAAAAUUUGUUGACCGCUUCACCCGCAUUUUGCAUUCAUCAUUCAAGUUCGCUCCGCCCCUUCUGCAACCAUUUCCCCCCAAGAAACCUCGAAAAUGGCGGCUCUAUUAACCUCUCAUUGCAGAAAAAUCUUCCGAUCAAAACAUUACUAUCACAACAUCCAAUUUUUCCGAACAUCAGCAGCUAUAGCAGAUGUUAAAAAAACCGGUCUGUACAAUUUUUCUCAUUUGAAAACUUCCAACGGUUUCCAGCGUUUCGUUGAUGAUGCAAUCGAAAGGUCUGGAGAACUUAUUCAUUACAUUUCUACUAUGCCAUCGUCUACUGAAAUUAUACGCGCUAUGGAUCAAAUUUCUGACACUGUUUGUUCAGUGGUGGGUUCAACUGAGUUAUGUAGACAUACUCAUCAUGACAGAGAAUUUGUAGAGCAGGCUAAUAUUGCUUCCUUGAGAAUGGAUGAAUAUCAACAUGUGCAAGGUGAUUUUUUGUCCAAAACGAAGCCACAAUUCAUAGCUUUUGUCCUGGGUGGCCCUGGAAGUGGUAAAGGUACACAGUGUACAAGGAUUGUGGAUACUUAUGGACUGACACAUCUGAGCGCAGGAGACCUAUUAAGAAAUGAAAUAUCUUCUAAGACUGAACAUGGUUCUAUGAUUCUUGAAAUCAUCAAAGAGGGGAAAAUUGUUCCUUCAGAAGUUACAGUCAAAUUGAUCCAGAAGGCUCUUAGCGCCAAAGAUAAUCACAAGUUUCUUAUUGAUGGGUUUCCAAGAACUGAAGAAAAUAGGGUGGCAUAUGAACGGAUUGUUGGAGCAGAGCCAAACCUUGUGCUUUUCUUUGAUUGUCCUGAAGAAGUGAUGGUGAAAAGACUCCUAAAUCGUAAACAGGGGAGGGUUGAUGAUAACGAAGAAACAGUUAAAACUCGUCUGAAAGUGUUCAAGGAAUUAAGUCUUCCUGUUGUCAAUUACUACUCCGGAAGAGGGAUACUUCACACGAUUAAUGCAGUCGGAACAGAAGAUGAGAUAUUCAAGCAAGUCCGUGUCGUUUUUUCUGCUUAUGAGUCAAUGAUUCGAUGAUGGAAAGACAGCAUGAAUGACACAGAAAUUUUAUCCUGCGUAGGUCAAUCAUGACAAUUUGAUAGCUGCCUUCUGUAGCUUGCUAGAUAAUAGUGCGAGGGUAUAUUUUGGGAGUGGAUAAAAUUAUCAACUCCAAAAUUCUGAAAGUACUCAAAGAAAAUCACACGUUCAAACAUAAAUAUACUCCUUGGAAGUGGAAAUUAUAGUUUUACAUGCAAAAUUUUGGCAGUCCUUGGAAAUAAAUUAUUUAGUGGACUUAUAUCUCUUAUUCUGUAUAUGGCUCAUAAUUUGUAUGAAAUCUUGGAGGCUAAAUUUCAUGCAGUGUUUUCUGUAACUGAAAGUGUGCACUAAUGCCCGACAUUGUUAGGGUUUUAUUGUAAUACCGCAAGUGUACGGAUGUUGUAGUAUGAUUAUGAGUCGAAUUUUAGGGAAGCAAGAUUAAUGAUCA
Molecule: messenger RNA, 1526 nt
Organism: Amaranthus tricolor (Joseph's coat)
Lineage: Eukaryota; Viridiplantae; Streptophyta; Magnoliopsida; Caryophyllales; Amaranthaceae
Product: UMP-CMP kinase-like
Exons: 11
Coding region: 107-1078 (323 amino acids)
Biological process (GO): 'de novo' pyrimidine nucleobase biosynthetic process; UDP biosynthetic process; CDP biosynthetic process
Cellular component (GO): nucleus; cytoplasm
Molecular function (GO): ATP binding; UMP kinase activity
Source: RefSeq, a predicted model, not a curated record